AUGGACUAUAGUGAUCAAUUCACAACUUAUUCGAAAUGUGGAUGCCCAUUCUUGUUAAAAGGUGUCAAUAUUGGUGAUGGGGAUGAUUGGAAGUUGGAGGUGGUUUGUGGAGUACACAACCAUCCUAUUUUAGAGUAUUUUCAAGGUCAUUCAUUUGUGGGGCGACUUACUAAAGAGGAGAAUGCCUUGUUGGUGGACAUGUCUAAGAGUUUGGUGAAACCCAGAGUUAUUUUG
This is a messenger RNA of Prunus armeniaca (apricot), 234 nucleotides long. Lineage: Eukaryota; Viridiplantae; Streptophyta; Magnoliopsida; Rosales; Rosaceae. The record is from the annotation of a GenBank genome assembly.